Penicillium manginii is the source of this 468-nucleotide messenger RNA. Its product is annotated as Endoribonuclease L-PSP/chorismate mutase-like protein. Lineage: Eukaryota; Fungi; Ascomycota; Eurotiomycetes; Eurotiales; Aspergillaceae. The transcript has 3 exons. Gene Ontology annotation, cellular component: mitochondrion; cytosol. The record is from RefSeq and is a predicted model, not a curated record. Bases 1 to 468 code for a protein of 155 amino acids. Gene Ontology annotation, molecular function: deaminase activity.
AUGUCUGCCAACUUCACCGCCGUCACUGCCCAGGAUGCCUGCCCUCGUGAGUCACAUCUCCAGCUGGAACUGUGCCAGCCAGCCAGCCAGCCAACCAACCCAGAAGAACCCAAGCUAACAAUUGACUCUCCAGCUGCCGGCCCUUACUCCCAGGCCAUCCGCGCCAACGGCACAAUCUACGUCUCCGGCCAAAUCCCCGCCGACGCCUCGGGCAACCUCGUCGAGGGCAACAUCGGCACUCUGACCCAAGCCUGCUGCAACAACAUCCAGGCCAUUGUGACCGCCGCCGGAUCCAGCGUUGGCAAGAUCGUCAAGGUCAAUGUCUUCCUUACCGAUAUGGCCAACUUCGCUGAAAUGAACGCUACCUAUGAGAAGUUCUUUACUCACAAGCCUGCUCGCAGCUGUGUUGCUGUUAAGCAGUUGCCCAAGGGUGUUCCUGUUGAGAUCGAGUGCAUUGCUCUGGAGUAG